CAAGCUAGAAUUUCAAAAAAGAGAAAAAGUUUUGCUUUUGCGCAUGUUACCUAGGCCGGCCGGGUAAAGGAGCACUAGCUAGCACAAACCUUUAGAGCACCAUGGCAUAUGGCAUGCAUGAGUGUGUUGGAUAGAAUAAACAAUCAAAUCCAACAUCACAACUCAUGGAUCCCACAUCUCAGAUAUCAGCCAUACGGCCCUUAAUUAGCUAGCUAGCCUCAAGUACAACCCGUGGCCGAUCGAUCGACGAGCACACGAUGAAUCUAGUGUCGGUCCUCCUCCUCUUAACGACAAUCACCAUUACCGUCCCGGCAGGCGAUCACCGUCAUCAUGGAGUCAGCGCGAGCCCCCCACCGGACCCCGUGCAGUGCGGCACGUCCGGCUGCACCGUGUCGAGCGCCUACGGCGUGUUCCCGGACCGCUCGACGACGUGCCGGGCGGCCGCCGUGGCGUACCCUUCCACGGAGGCAGAGCUCGUCCGCGCCGUGGCCAACGCCACGGCCACCAAGACCAAGAUGAAGGUGACCACCAGGUACUCCCACAGCAUGCCGCCCCUGGCGUGCCCCGGCGACGGGAACGGCAACGGCAUCGCCAUCAGCACCAGGUGGCUGGACCGCGUGGUGUCGGUGGACGCGGCCAGGACGGAGAUCACCGUGGAGAGCGGCAUCACGCUGCGGGAGCUCGUCGCGGCGGCGGCCGGGGCCGGGAUGGCGCUGCCUUACGCGCCAUACUGGUGGGGGCUCACCGUGGGCGGCAUGCUCGGCACGGGCGCGCACGGCAGCUCGCUCUGGGGCAGAGGGGGCGCCGUGCACGAGUACGUCGUGGGGAUGCGGAUCGUGACGCCGGCUCCGGCCAACCAGGGGUACGCCAGGGUGCGCGUGCUCACGGCUGGCGACCCGGACCUGGACGCCGCCAAGGUCUCCCUCGGUGUCCUAGGGGUCAUUUCUCAGGUGACUCUGAAGCUACAGCCCCUGUUCAAGCGUUCGACGACGUUCGCGGAGCGGGACGACUCGGACCUGGCGGAUCAGGUGACCAAGUUCGGGUACGAGCACGAGUUCGCGGACAUCGCCUGGUACCCGGGCCUGGGGCGCGCCGUGUACCGCAUGGACGACCGGAUGCCCAUGAACGCCUCGGGCGACGGCGUGCUGGACUUCAUCGGCUUCCGCGCCACCUCCACGCUGCUCAUCCGCGCCAACCGCCUGGCCGAGGAGCUCUCGGAGCGCGCGGGCAACGGCAAGUGCCUGGCGUCCAGGGUCACCCACGCGGCGCUCUCGGCGGCCGGCUACGGGCUGGCACGGAAGGCCGGCUUGCUCUUCACGGGUUACCCCGUGGUCGGCCCGCAGCACCGGAUGCAGGCGUCGGGGGGCUGCCUGAGCGGGCCCGAGGACUCGCUGCAGACCGCCUGCGCGUGGGACCCGCGCGUCAGGGGCGCCAGCUUCUUCCACCAGACGACCUUCAGCCUGCCGGUCAGCCGCGCCGGGGCGUUCGUGGCCGAGGUCCAGCGGCUCCGUGACCUGAACCCGAAGUCCCUCUGCGGCGUGGAGCUCUACGACGGGAUCCUGAUGCGCUACGUGAAGUCCUCCUCGGCGCACCUCGGGAAACCCCCGGCCCGCGGGGAGAUCUCGACCGACAUGGUGGACUUCGACAUGACGUACUACCGCAGCCGGGACCCGUCCAAGGCGCGGGUGCACGAGGACGUGAUGGAGGAGAUCGAGCAGAUGGGGCUGUUCAAGUACGGCGGGCUGCCGCACUGGGGAAAGAACCGGAACCUCGCCUUCGCCGAUGCCGCGGGCAAGUACCCCGGGAUGCGCCGGUUCCUGCGUGUCAAGGACGCCUAUGACCCCGACGGACUCUUCUCCAGCGAUUGGAGCGACAUGAUGCUCGGCAUUGGGGGUGUUGCCGCCGCGCUGACCAAGGACGCGCCCGGGUGCGCGCUGGAAGGGAUGUGCGUUUGCUCGCAGGACGCGCAUUGCGCGCCGGACCAGGGAUACCUCUGCAGGCCGGGCAAAAUCUACAAGGAUGCUAGGGUCUGCACCAAAGUUUAGUCUUUUAUCGUCUCGACGUCCAUCUUAGAGAAUAUCGUAGAAUGGGCUAGACUGACUCACAUUGUGGUGGUCGAUUGACACACUGAAACGUAUGUAUCUCAAGCUAGAAACCGCAUGCCAAGAAUAUUUAUACGUUCCGAACGCCGGCUUGAGUGAUCCUAAUUAACCAUACCAUCUGUUGCCAUCCAUCCUCCCCUAUACUCAUGUCAUAUGGAGUACCGUAUCUUCCUUUUUUAGUCUGAACAAUGAGAACUACCGAGUGUCUUGA
This is a messenger RNA of Brachypodium distachyon (stiff brome), 2313 nucleotides long. Its product is annotated as L-gulonolactone oxidase 2. Gene Ontology annotation, cellular component: membrane. Bases 258 to 2045 code for a protein of 595 amino acids. Gene Ontology annotation, molecular function: FAD binding; D-arabinono-1,4-lactone oxidase activity. NCBI's taxonomy places the organism in Eukaryota, Viridiplantae, Streptophyta, Magnoliopsida, Poales, Poaceae. The record is from RefSeq and is a predicted model, not a curated record. The transcript is spliced from 2 exons.